Molecule: messenger RNA, 1195 nt
Organism: Drosophila eugracilis
Lineage: Eukaryota; Metazoa; Arthropoda; Insecta; Diptera; Drosophilidae
Exons: 1
Coding region: 425-1099 (224 amino acids)
Source: RefSeq, a predicted model, not a curated record
AAUCAUAUUUGUCGGUGGAUAUAGCAUUUGACUUUUUGAACAUAGAUAAGAAUGUACCCAAAAAGCUGUCUAGAUAAAUAUUACACAAAAGGCAUAUAUCUGAGUCAGCUAAGGAGAAGGCAGUUUUGGGUCAUACAAAUACAUAAACUAUGUCUUUCAUUGUUUAAGGAAAAAAUAAAUCUUAAAGAUAUCCAACUUUUUGUAGUAUUUGUUCCUAUCGAAAUUAUCAUAGUAAUAAUUACACAGAGAUAGCACAAGGGUUAACACAGCCUAUAGCUUCGAUAAAUAACUGUUUACUUCCCGAUUUUUGUUGAGUUUAUUUUGCACUUUGUCAGUUAAUUAUCGUAAUAGAUCAAAAGUAGCUUAGAACUAUACAUAUACUGCUUGCACGAAUAUCGCAAUUUAAUAUUUAUUAAUUGAUAUAAUGGAGGUUUUACCCGAAAAACGUCUAAUUAUAAUUCAAGACCAGGACCUGCACAAUAAAGUCGAAGGUCCUGACUUACAGAAUCAAAGACUACCAACUAAAGUUCAGGAUUUAAAGUAUCUAAUAGAUGUUCAAGAAGAAAAACUAUCACAUAUUCAGCUGCCAAUCAAAAUUCAGGAUCACCAAAUCUUACAUAAAUUACAAAAUCGAAAUAAUCAUGAAGACCAUGAUCAGGAGAAGAUACCGCAUGAGAUUCCGGUGGUUGAGAAGAGACUCUUCAUUGAUAUUAAAUAUCAAAAGCAUUUAACCGAAGUUCAGGAACAGAAAGAAAUUUCCAUUGAAGUUAAUUCAAUAAAAGAUGAAAAUCAUACUAUAAAUCAGAAGCACGACUAUAAAAUAUGUAAAGUGGAGAAUCAACCAUCACCUGUGAAUCUUAAAGUAACCUCUCAGCCAAUUAUCCAUCGCCCUGGUCGUCUGAUUCCGCCCAUGCCUUCAGAAGAAACAAUGCGCCACUCCAUAGCCGACAACCUGAUGGAGAUUUUGGUAAAUAUGACCAUCCCACAGUACCGACAAAAGUGCUUUGAACUUUUGCAGGUGGGCGAUGCUCUGCAGGCACGCAACAGAAUCCUAAAUAUCUUGAAAGGAAUCGACGAGAAUCGUAGGACACACAGAUAAAUCACAAUCAAAAUGAUCCUUAUUAGGAACUUUUUCUCUUUUGAAUCAUUACGUAUGUAUACCUUACUUGAUAAUUACAAAGCUUUGUCUUGCGAA